AAUGCGGAAGUAGUUCCCACGUGUUACUCAUGUCCAAGUGAUCAGAGGGGUGAUAUAUAACUGACCUAAACCAUAAAAGGACAAUUCUGACUGCUGGGAGGAGAACGUAAUGCAGGAGCAGGGGAGGAAGCAAGGAGACUGCUGAGGAGAUCAUCACCAUAUUCCAGCUGAAGUCGGUUGUGCUUUGUAAAGCUUACUCACCCACCCUCUGAACCUACGGUGCUUCUGGAUUCCAGCCCCUGGGGCACCAUGUCAGACAGUCUGAGCACGCGAGUCACAUUUGCUGUGACAGCCUGGAUGCUCUCCGUGGUCUCCAGUUCUUCCUCUCCAGCAAAUACUUUGCCAGAUAUCAAAAACGAAGAUUUUAUCAAAGACUGUGUUCGAAUGCACAACAAGUUCCGAUCAUCAGUGACUCCAGCAGCCAGUGAUAUGCUGUACAUGACAUGGGACCCACUACUGGCUCAGAUUGCAAAAGCAUGGGCAAGCCAUUGUGAGUUUGCACACAACAAACAGUUGAAACCACCCUACAAGCUGCACCCAAAUUUCACUUCACUGGGAGAAAACCUCUGGACUGGGUCUCUAUCCAUUUUUUCUGUGUCUUCAGCCAUCACAGCCUGGUACGAUGAAGUCAAAUACUAUGAAUUCAAUUCUCGGAAAUGCAACAAAGUCUGUGGCCAUUACACUCAGGUUGUCUGGGCAGAUAGUUACAAAGUUGGCUGUGCAGUACAGUUUUGUCCUCGAGUUUCUGGCUUCCAAGGUCUUCUCAAUGGAGCACAUUUUAUAUGCAACUACGGACCACCAGGCAAUUACCCAACCUGGCCAUAUAAAAGAGGAUCCCCGUGCAGUGCCUGCCCCAAGAGUGACAACUGUCUGGACAAUCUUUGCACUAACCCACAACGAGACAAAGUGACACGUAUGUAUAUAAACCUUAAACUGUUUAAGAUCUAUGUGAGCUGUGUUACUGCAUUAUGGGGAACAACAUUAAUGAGUAUAUUUCAUGUCUGUUUCACAGGUUAUCCUAUUCCAGACCGGCCGAUAUUUCCACGUGACAGAUACACGUCUCUUUUUCUCUUAAUUACUCCACCAAUCCUAAUACUUAGUGUUAUAAUUAUCAUUUGGGCCAAGGGCAAAUAUCCUCAUUUAUUUACUUGGAAAUAAUACAAUCCAAGGAGGAAAAAAAUCCUCAUUCAAACAUGGUGUUUUUUGUUUCAGUAACUACUGGGUGUAUUUCUGAUUUGCAGCAAACCCUUACUCAAAAGAAGAAAUGGUUCAUGUUUACAUUCCACUUUUUAAGAAGCAGCACUGUUUCCAAGCUCCCUCAGCUGUGACUUGCAAUGAGUAAGCUCUAUCCCCCAUACGCCUCAGCUUCUAAAUAUGUAAAGUGGCAAAACUAGAUUUAGGUGAGUCUGAGACACCACACCGGCCCUCAUGAGUAAAAACACUUCUAAAUAA
Molecule: messenger RNA, 1452 nt
Organism: Capra hircus (goat)
Lineage: Eukaryota; Metazoa; Chordata; Mammalia; Artiodactyla; Bovidae
Gene: GLIPR1
Product: GLI pathogenesis related 1
Exons: 6
Coding region: 250-1158 (302 amino acids)
Cellular component (GO): extracellular region
Source: RefSeq, a predicted model, not a curated record